This is a messenger RNA of Echinostoma caproni, 858 nucleotides long. Lineage: Eukaryota; Metazoa; Platyhelminthes; Trematoda; Plagiorchiida; Echinostomatidae. The record is from the annotation of a GenBank genome assembly.
AUAACCAAUCAGAUUAUCGCCACUUGCAAACGCUAUCUGACCGAGAACCAUACUCUGUCCAUUUGGGAACAAGACAGUCAGUUGAUCAUUGAGCGUAUGCAAGAAUGCAUCGAACUAAAUCUGGCCUAUCAGGAAGCGUAUCGAAGCACACGGGAAGAGAUGCUCGAAUCCGGUGCCCAGCGUGCGUUCAAUUUUUCCGAAGUGCAAAUUUUCGGAAAUAUGAAUUUGUUCACUCAACGUCUGGAAUAUUUGACUCGGGUCUUACAAACUCUGAUGCAAUAUGCCACCUUGCGCGAAUUCGUUCUGGAAGGCAAAGAACCCAUCAUUAUGAAAUUGGAUCGGUUACACGCGAUCAUCACAUCGAAAAAAUAUCUGGAUCAACGUAAUCAACAAUUUGAAGCCGACUAUGAAGAUUUUAAAGCACGAAUAGCCGAACUUCAUGCCAAUCUGUUGACUGUGAUCGGGGCGUAUUUUCGCAAACCGUGUGACCUGGUCGCACAAAUCAAGCUUCAACAACGUUUGGAGACACUGAAAAUUCCCGAUUUGGAACACAAAGAACGAUACAAACAGAUAUGCAAAAGAUUGAAAGAGGAGUUGUUAAUGAGUGCACGCCUGUUCAAGGCUGGCAUGUCUGAUCCGCCACUGGAUCGUAAUAUGCCCCCGUUUGCGGGGCGUAUUGCUUGGGCUCGAUCCCUGUAUCAACGAUUGGAAGAACCUAUGAACACGUUGGGUAAACGUGCGGCCAAAAUACUGCUCAGUGAACAAGGUCAAGAAUUGGUAGCUCUGUACAACGAGACCGUGGGUCAACUUGUCGGAUACGAGAUCACAGUCUAUCAGACAUGGAGCAAAAUGGUGUGA